Molecule: messenger RNA, 1324 nt
Organism: Lytechinus variegatus (green sea urchin)
Lineage: Eukaryota; Metazoa; Echinodermata; Echinoidea; Temnopleuroida; Toxopneustidae
Exons: 5
Coding region: 1-1281 (426 amino acids)
Source: RefSeq, a predicted model, not a curated record
AUGCCAAAGAGAAGAGCAGUCUUUGACACUCCCGAACAGCUCCACAUUCCAUUCGACCAGGGUGUUCAAGCCCCUGGCACUAAUUCUGAUAAUUCUGAUUCAGGAAGUGAUGAAGAUGAUCUACCAGAAAGAAGAAACAGUGAAAGACCACCAAUUCAAAAGGCUAUUGAUUACUUUAUCUCGUACAGAUAUCUAGAAGGUGUCAGAGCACUGUCGAAAGUUUCACCUAAUGCAAGAAAGGCACUGAUAGUGGAAGUGACAGAGAUGAUAAAAAACGAGAUAAAAGUCAAGCCAAAGAUCAAGUCAUUUCAGCAGCAAGUUAACCACUCUACAGUUUCAUCAUUUUCCUGGGAAAAAGCGAUGGAGGCUCAGCAGAGCUUGCCAGCCACAGUCAGUUGUAUCUGGGCUAUGCUACCACUUAACGGAGAAAACAAGAAGUAUGCUGGCCAAAUGCUGAACAUUGCCCUCUACACCAAAUGCCGAUCUUACAAGUUUGUGCAAUCGUGUGUUGGUAUUGAACUAUGGAAGCAACGCGUGAGCCACAAGGUUUUCAAGACAUUGAACCACAUGGGGAUUUCUCAAAGUGUUGGCGCAGCAAGACACAAUGUCGACAUCAUUGGAAAACAACAUGACAAAGAGCUUUGGAACUGGAAAAAGUCACUGGAAAAAAGACAAGCCGAGUCUCCCACUACUGAUUAUGGCUUCUGUUGUGAUAAUUUCCAGAUUGGCACGGAAGGAAAAAGCCAAAGGACAGGCCACUCCAACACAUUCGUCUUAGAAGCAAUGUGUUUUGCGGUGAAAGAUCGUGUCAUGGAGGAAGCAACCAAGGUGCAAGUGCCAGCUGCCAAAUUAGAUCCCUAUACAUUUCUUCCUUCACCUGAUGUCUUUGAGCGUCAAAGAUCAAGGGCAAUAUUCUUGGUUAAGCACCUCAUCACGAAGCACCUGACAAAACUACAACAUCUGAAGAAGGAAAUUCCAUCUAGAAUUCUUCAUAGUCACACUAAAGAAAUGGAUGAGAAAUCUCAAUGUGUUACUCUUGGUGCUGUUGAUGCUGACCCAGGUUCCACACAGGGUAUGAUUACAGUGAUGGAACACUUGCAGAAAUAUGUGCCUGUUGUUGAAGAUCAGCAGACCCCAUGCUUAGCCAGGGGCGUUGUAGGGAGUGAAAGUUAUAUACUGUACGUAGAUCACUCCCCACUAACGCCAGGAAUCACCGUACAUGCCUUUGCGAAUCGGACAGGAUUACCCAUGGUGAACCUAGACCUAAAUCACCAAUUUUAGUUAUAGUUUUUCGCCCAAAGUCAUGUACAUGGGCAAGUUUUAU